AUGGCUUGGUUUCUCCGUGGCAUCACUACCAAUUGUGUCGAUCACAGCCAACAGCUCCUUGAUCUUCAAAAUGCGUCCUUGCAGCAGCUUCGUGACCAAUUUGAGGCCGUAACUCUCGAGUAUCAGAAGAUCAAGAAGCAGUGGGUCAAAGCCAAAGCUGAGGAGCGGAUUCGGCGCGAGGCUUUCGCUGUAGACCACGCGUUCCACUUGUACUUCGAGGUGGAGGCUCUGCGGAAGCAGCUUGGAGUGCUGGAGGCACGCAGGGAGCUGGAUCAGAAGAUUUUGCGCUGCGAUCUCAACGCCGAAUACGACGAAAAGCUGCGCGUGACGCACGCCGAGCUCCUGAACAAGCAGCAGAAGUUUGCAGAGUACCGCACGACCAUGCAGCGCGAGCUGCAGACCGUGAUCCAAGGCGCCCACUCGCAGUUCGUCGACCAGAUCUUGGACUACUCCGGCUCCAUCCCUUCCGCGAUCAAAACCUCGGUGGCAACACUUCUGCGCGGGCAACAAGAAGUGGUGAGAAUCAAGAGUGAGAACGCUGCUAUGAAGCAAGCGCUCUUGAAGGUCCAGGCGCUGGGGGAUAUGCAGCAACAGACUCAGAGCGCCGCUCGAGAGCGCGAGCUCCUACUUACCCAGAGAUUCGCCACGGCUGAAGCUUUCCAACGUAACGAAGUGGAAAAGCUACAGGCGUACGUGAAGGAGCUUGAGGGGAGUCUGAGUAAGCUGUCGCAGGAGAAGACGUACUUCCAGGUGAAAUGGACGACAGCCCAGAAGCAAAUGGAAGCCACAGCCCAGAGGAGACGAGAAGCCAGAGUCCGCGCGCUGUCUGCAACGUACACCCGAACACUGCCGACAGGAGCCAUAAGCACAGGCUCGGACGAUGACAGUCCACCAGCAGUUGCCAUCAACACGCGCCCUGGCGGCAACCAUAACAAUGAAAAUAAUAGUGUCAGCAUCUAA
Molecule: messenger RNA, 960 nt
Organism: Phytophthora sojae
Lineage: Eukaryota; Oomycota; Peronosporomycetes; Peronosporales; Peronosporaceae
Exons: 2
Coding region: 1-960 (319 amino acids)
Source: RefSeq, a predicted model, not a curated record